Molecule: messenger RNA, 2658 nt
Organism: Daucus carota subsp. sativus
Lineage: Eukaryota; Viridiplantae; Streptophyta; Magnoliopsida; Apiales; Apiaceae
Product: disease resistance protein RUN1-like
Exons: 4
Coding region: 411-2396 (661 amino acids)
Biological process (GO): signal transduction; defense response
Molecular function (GO): ADP binding
Source: RefSeq, a predicted model, not a curated record
UAAAGUAGUAGAAAUUAGUGCUGACUGACUUUAUUUCCACUUUGAUUUGGAAUCAGCAGAAAGCGAAAGCGGCACCUGGUGUCCCCUCAUCACACUCUGCACCUCUUUCUCUAAUUCCUUCUUCGUAAAUUUACUGUUACAAAAUAUUAACAAAAAGUACUAAUAUCCUCUCGCAGCUAGAGGAUUGUUGUUGGUAAACUCAGCCUUAACUCUUUGUAUUUUUCGCAGACCUCUGAGAAGUUUCGUGGAGACUUUCAAGACCGAAACUAGAGAAAAUUCAGUGUAGGUUCCAUGCAGCAACCGGGAAGACCUUUGAGAAGUUUCGAAGUGAAUUUCCAACCUGAAAGUAAUGAAAUUCUUGAUAGAUCCUGUUAACUGUCAUUUCUUGAAUUUCUUACUAUCAGUUUCACAUGGCAACCACAAGUAAUCAAUUGACAGCCACUUCUUUUUCAUCUCCUCCUAGUUGGGAUGUCUUUUUGAGCUUUUAUGGUAAAGAUACUCGCAGAAACUUUAUUGCCAAUCUUUACUUUUCCCUGGAUCAAGCUGAAAUUUUAACCUUCAAAGAUGAUCCUGAACUAGAGAAAGGAGAAGAAAUUUCAUGCGGACUACUCAAAGCAAUCCAUGGUACAAAGAUGUUUGUCGUCGUUCUGUCUGAGAACUAUGCUCGUUCACCAUGGUGCCUUAAUGAGCUUGUGGAGAUCCUGAAUUGCAAGAGGAACCGGAAUCGGAUUGUUCCUGUUUUCUACUACGUUGAUCCAUCAGAUCUUCGGCACCAGAAAGGGGGUUUUGGAGAAGCUCUUAGUUAUCAUAUGAAGCGGUACUCUGUUGAUUUUAUAGAGAAAUGGAAAUCCGCUCUUGCUGAAAUCGGCCAGCUAUCAGGGUACCAUCUCAAAAAAGAUUCAGAUGAGAAUGAAUCGAAUAUCAUUCAAGAGAUUGUGGAGAAUGUCUUAAAGGCCACAUGUAGGGAGGAAUUACAUCUUGAGGAAUAUCUAGUUAGGAUAAAUCCAGUUACAGAAGAGAUAUAUCAAAAGCUAAACAUGGAGUUAAAUGAUGUCCGUGCCAUUGGGAUUUGUGGGAUGGGCGGAAUUGGAAAAACUACAACCGCCAUUGCUUUCUACAACAAAUAUUCCCACGAAUUUGAUGUUAGUUGCUUCAUUGAAAAUGAAAAACCACAUUCACAAGGAGAUAUUUCUCUGCUUCCUGUACUUAAUCAGCUCUUGAUUAAACUUCUCAGAAGGAAGGACUAUAUAGUCCGGAAUGCUGAAAGUGGAAUAAAAAAAUUAGAACAAAUCCUUUGUUCCAAGAAAGCUCUUAUUGUCUUGGAUGAUCUGCACCAAUCAAUCUAUUCAGAGUUGCUUGCUAGGCUUCACAGCUUGCUUUCUGCCGGAAGUAGAAUUAUUUUUACGACGAGAGAUGUAAACCUGCUAAAUCAAUCCAAAGUGGACAUAUCAGAAGUAGAUAUAUACAUGGUGAUGGAAUUGGAUGAAAUGUGUUCAUUGGAGCUAUUUAGCUAUCAUGCCUUCCGAAUACCAAAGCCGCCUGAGAGUUUUAGAGAGCUUGCAAUAAGAUUUGUAACUUAUGCCGGAGGUGUUCCAUUAGCUCUCAAGGUUUUGGGUUCAUCUUUGCGCGGUAGGACUGAUGUGUCAUUCUGGAAAGGUAAACUUGAAAAGCUUAGAAAAAUUCCCGAAAAAGAGAUACAAGAAAUCCUUCAACUGAGCUACGAUGACUUAGAUGAUGACACGGAGAAGCCAAUGUUCCUUGAUAUUGCCUUCUUUUUUGUAGGGAAGGACAAAGAUGAGGCUGUUUGUAUAUUCAAUUCUUGUGAUUUUUUUCCAGACGUUGGAAUACCAAUAUUAAUAGAAAGAUGUUUACUUUCUAUUGAUAUAGGUAAUAAGUUUCGGAUGCAUAAUCUUAUCCGACGCAUGGGACUUGACCUUGGAAAGAACACACGCUUGUUAUUGGGAGGGAAUGCAGGGAAGGAUUUGCAAAAUCUGGAGGGAGUAAACAAAAUCGAAGGACUUAUAUUAGACUUAACCAUGUCCACGAAAAGGCAAAUUACUGCUGAGAUACUCGGAAAGCUAUCCAACCUGAGAUUACUUGAAAUUGAUGCACAUUACGUCCAACAUGACAUAACGGAAAAUUUCAAAAAUGUAUUUCAUCAGCUAAGGUGUAUGCGGUGGCAUGGUUUUCCAUGGAAGUAUAUGUCUUUCAAUUUUUGCCCAGAAAAACUCGUCUCACUUGAAAUGUCAUCCAGAAAACUGAGGAUACUGUGGAAGAACCCCAAGUUACCUGAUUUAUCCAGCUUGAAACAGUUGAAGACAUUGUAUAUACAAAGAUGCCACAGCCUUUCAAUCAAUUCUGCCACUAGUGGUAUAGAGGGUGGAAUGCAUAUGUGAAGAGGGCAUCAAUGAACUGCUUAAAUGUGGGGGGAGGAUCGAUGUUUUAUUUCGGGGAGGGGAAACAUUCAAGUAGUGAACAAAUGCGGUAUUCAUGUUAUACCGAAAACUUCAUCAGCUUCCUGCUAAUGUAGUUACUAUGCUUAAUGUUUUGUACUGAAAAUUCGUACUACUUUGUGAUAAUUUCUUCCUGAUUCUUUCACCAUUUCAAGGCUUCAAACUACUCCUUUGUAAAAGUUAUUCUUGAAAUAUAAGAAUCAAU